AUGGGCGGAGGACCACGCACACCACCACUGCCGUCCCACCUCGUCGUCAGCCGCUCCUCGGAGGACCUGGUCGAGGUAUCGCUGCUCAGGGAGGAUCAGGACACGCUUGAGGACCCUGCAGGCAUGCCACAACUCGCGCCGCACCCUCCCACAGACGCGACUCCGUCACCUCCCGGCACCGCCUCGUCGACACCGACAGACCCGCUCUCCUCGCAGGCGUCCGCAAGCGCCGACAUGGCUCGAUUGUCACUUGGAGACGAGGGAAACUUGGCAGAACUGCUGUGGAGCAAGUCGGCGGUCUACGUGCACCCGUCGCAGCAGGGGCGGGACUCGGCUCUUCCUGGUUUCUUGUCUAUCGUGCGCGUGAGGCAGGGCGAGGGGUGGCAGCACUUGGUCAGCUGGAUUCCGGAGAAGCUCGUCGAGGGGACGCGCGACUUUGAUGCGUAUGUGCUCGUCGAGCUGUCUUCACAACACGAGACGGAUGUCCUCGUACACCUCGCGCCGUCGUUCUGUCCCGAAGAGGACGCCGGCCUCGCCUCGCCCCGCUCGCACGCCUUCUCCCACCCGAUCACUUCGCUGUACUCGGUCCAGGUCCAGCCGCCGACGCUUACGUCCUGGAUCGGCACCGUCACCCUCUCUCUCUUCGGCGGCGUCACCCUCCCCCCGCUCCACUUUCACGACGACGAGUCCAAGUCGACAGUCCUCGACCAGGACCGCCGCGCGUCGUCUCUCAGCGUUGGCGGCUCUCACUCUGCCCGACAACCCGCCGGCGGUGCACUGGCUCCCAGUUGGGGCGGCGAAGCCUUUGUCAAGCAGCUCAAGCGUCACGCCCGCGUCGUCCGCUCGCAACUCGACCCGAGCUGCUACCUCGUCAACCCGUCGAAAGUCGACCUCGAAGCGCACGCCGGUGGAUUGUACCCGACCUGGGAUGAAGACGCCGUGCCGGACGAGGCGUUGCGAGGGAUGCGAGGGCGGUUGGGCGAGGGCGAGCGAGGGGACCGCGUGAGGGACAGGGCGCAGCAGCAGCAGGAAGCGAGGACGAGCAUCUUGCAUCAGAGCUCGCCCGUCAGUCGGAAGAGUGCGAGGAGCAGGCCGCAGCCAGGCAGGGAGGAGUGGCCGGACGACCCCGAUGCGAUGCUCGGCGAGGACGGUUCGGCGCGGGACGGCGGGAACGGCGGGAUGGACGCGCUGACGUUCAGCGUGCUGAGCGGGUUCAGUCGGAUCACGCGAGGCGCCCGCCAGAUCUCGCAGCAAGCCGCAUCGACUGUCCUCUCGCACCCUCUCGCCAAGCCGCUCGCCAAGCACGUCCCGAAGCCGAUCGCACAGCUCGCGCUCGCUCCUGGCGAAGUGAGCAAGCUCACGGAUGCAGCCGGUGUCGGCGCCUACGACUCUGCGCGCGUCUACCUCGCCAAGUGGGCUCGCAUCGUCGCCGAGGAGGGCGAGCGGGCCCGCCGAGCCGAGUACGGCGUCGACGACUCGUCUUUCCUCGAGGAAGAGCUCGGCGAGUCCACCGGUGUCUUCGAGGUCCUCGCCAAGACGUACCGCAUCGGCCACAAGCCACGGUCGACUCGAGCGCCGAAGACGCCGAUCCAGCUCGAGGAGUGGCACGCUUGGUUCGACAGCGAGACGCGGCAGCUGCUGCUCGACGAGAAGGAGGCGAGGAGGCGGAUCUUCCAGCGUGGGCUGGCGGACAACGAUGUUCGGAAGGAGGUCUGGCCGUUCUUGCUCGCCGUCUAUCCCUGGACUUCGACUGGCGAAGAGCGUGCGAGAAUAGCCGAGGCGAAGAGCACCGAGUACGAGCGGAACAAGCGCAAGUGGAUGGCGGACGACGAGCUGCAAAAGACUGAGCGCUUCCUCGAGGAGGACCACCGAGUCGAAAUCGACUGUCGGCGAACCGACCGCACCCACCCGCUCUUCCUCUCCGACCUGCCACCCGACGAGAACGGCGGCGCCCAUCCGCCGACGAACGCGCACAUCACGGCGUGCCACGACGUUCUCAUGACCUGGGUGUUCGCCCCGACCGACGCAACGGAUCAGACCGAUCCGCCGGCCGUCAACCAGUACGUCCAGGGCAUGAGCGACCUGUUCUCGCCGCUCUACGUCGUCCUCGAGGGCGAGCAGUGGCUCGCGUACUCGUGUUUCGAGACGGUCAUGCAGCGACAGGCCGACAACUUCCGCGAGGACCAGAGCGGGAUGAAGCGUCAGCUGAGCGAGCUGCAGUCGUUGAUCCGGGUCAUGGACCGCGGGUUGUACCGGCAUCUCGAGGAGACCGGCUCGCUCAACCUCUUCUUCUGCUUCCGGUGGUACCUCUGCUCCUUCAAGCGCGAGUUCGGCUUCGACGACACGGUCCGCCUCUGGGAGAUCCUCUUCACCGACCACCUCGGCCGCCACUUCCACCACUUUGUCGCCCUCGCCAUCCUCGAAGCCAAUCGCGACGUCAUGAUCCGCUACCUGCGCGAGUUUGACGAGAUCCUCAAGUACGUCAACGAGCUGUCGCAGACGCUCGACCUCUCGACGAUCCUGGGCGACGCCGAGGUCUUGUACUACACGUUCCGCGACGUUCUCGCGGCCGCAUCGCCAGCCCCGCCUCCUCCCGGCCAGGAAGGUCUCCGACAUCGCAAGCCGCCUGCGAGUGAAGCCCGCAUCGGCGCCUUCCCGCCAACACCGGAGGACGCAGAAGAGGCGCGCCGAGCCAAGGUGCGCGAUCGAACGGCAAGAGAGGCCGAGGGGCUGAAGGAGCUGCUCGAGUGA
Rhodotorula toruloides NP11 is the source of this 2751-nucleotide messenger RNA. Its product is annotated as GTPase activating protein. Gene Ontology annotation, molecular function: GTPase activator activity. Bases 1 to 2751 code for a protein of 916 amino acids. The transcript has 9 exons. Gene Ontology annotation, biological process: activation of GTPase activity. The record is from RefSeq and is a predicted model, not a curated record. Lineage: Eukaryota; Fungi; Basidiomycota; Microbotryomycetes; Sporidiobolales; Sporidiobolaceae.